AUGAGUGCUCUAAUCCCCCGGCGGUGCCGCGCCCACCGCAGGGCCUGCCUCCUCGCCUGCAGGCCUGCCAUUCUACAGCACCGCAACUCGCACGCACCCCUCGGCGCUCAUCAAUGGCGCGCAGCUCACAAGCAGGUACAGCCUCGCCGUGGCGAAGCUCGACCUCCGGAGAACACGCUACUCAACCCGCCGGCCUCGACUCGACCGCCGCCGCUGGACGUGCCGCCGCGGAGCGCAUCCGAUUCCACAGCACAGUACCUCUUCCAGCUAGGAAAGGGCUAUCUGAAGUUCUACAAGGACGGGCUGAAGGCUGUCCUCGCAAACCGCAGGCUGCUAAAGGAGAAGCUCGAAAGGACGCCGGCAGACGACCGUCCGUCGGUGCUCAGGCCUCACUACGUCCCCAAGACCUUCUCCCGCGCCGAUUGGGUUCUGCUGUGGCGCGUGCGGCACGACAUGCUGCGGCUGCCGCUCUUCGGACUCAUGCUGCUUGUCAUUGGGGAGUUCACCGCCCUGGUGGUCAUCUACGUCGACGGCGUGGUGCCGUAUACCUGCCGCAUUCCAAAGCAGCUGUACUCGGGCCUGCAAAAGGCCGAGGGCCGGCGCAGGCUCGCCUUUGACGAGCUCGAGGCGCGGUACCCCCACGGCGUGCUGAGCCCCCAGAUCAGCGCGCCCGUCGCCAGAAAACACGUCCUCAGGAGCUUGCACCUCUCGGGCAUGAUGUGGGACCGGCUGGGCUUCACGCCCCCGGGGAUGUGGCAGGUCAAGGGCAGACUACGAAUGGCGUUCCUCGAAGGCGACGACAAGAACCUGAUAGAGGACGGCGGCCCGAUGGGGUUGGAGACGGAGGAGCUGAGAAUUGCGUGUGCGGAGCGAGGCAUAGACGUGAUGGGCAGGAGUGAGACGGAGCUGAGGAGUUGGCUGGGAGAUUGGUUGAGGUUGACGGCGGCCGAGGACGUAUCAGAGCGGCGCAGACGCAUGACCACGUUAUUGCUGACGAGGCCGGAACACUGGCCCCAGCAGCGAAACUUUGCCGUUCCCGAUUGGGAGUUGUAA
Molecule: messenger RNA, 1053 nt
Organism: Metarhizium album ARSEF 1941
Lineage: Eukaryota; Fungi; Ascomycota; Sordariomycetes; Hypocreales; Clavicipitaceae
Product: LETM1-like protein
Exons: 2
Coding region: 1-1053 (350 amino acids)
Biological process (GO): intracellular monoatomic cation homeostasis
Cellular component (GO): mitochondrial inner membrane
Molecular function (GO): ribosome binding
Source: RefSeq, a predicted model, not a curated record